Messenger RNA from Plasmodium gallinaceum, 240 nucleotides. RefSeq names its product conserved Plasmodium membrane protein, unknown function. The record is from RefSeq and is a predicted model, not a curated record. NCBI's taxonomy places the organism in Eukaryota, Apicomplexa, Aconoidasida, Haemosporida, Plasmodiidae. The transcript has 4 exons. The coding region runs from base 1 to 240 and encodes 79 amino acids.
AUGGAGGGUCAAAGAAGUUUAAAAAAAAUUAACGUUUAUAAGCGUCUCCCAUAUUUAUACUUAGGGAUGUUUUUCAUUGGAGGUUUACUGGAAGUAGUUUUUUGUUCAACUAAUUUUUAUCAAAUUUAUAAUAUUGGUGAAAGUGAAAAAAAAUUAGAAAAUGAUAUGACAUAUUUUAUGGAAAGAUAUAAACUUAGACAAAAAAUUAAAGAAAAAGCUACACAAAUAUCAGAAGAAUAA